UCUGUGGUCUUCCGGUCUAUUUUAAGCUAGCUGUGUUUGUGUUGACGCUCGAGAGAAGUCUCACUAAAGAUAUCAUUAGCAGGUAAAGAUCCGCCGCCAUGGCAACAUAAAGACCCGGGAGAAGCCGCGGUUAGAUGCUCGGUAGGUGACCGGAGACAGUGAACCUCAGACGGGCUGUGAGAAGCUACAAUGAGCGACAGCGAGGACGCCGACGAGUCUCCGCAGGACCAGGACCAGGACCAGGAGCAGGACAGGCCCAACAACAGCGGCUCCGACAAAGAGGACGAGCCGGACAUCGACGACUCCGACGGGGAUGAUGACAUCGCUCCGAGGGUCUCUCCGUCACCGCCGGGGAGCGGUGGAACCAGGCCGGAGCGCAGAGCGAGGUCUCCGGCGGGGGAGCAGCGAGAGGAGCCGCCGCGCUGUGAUCCGACCACCGAGCAGCAGGAGCAGCAGACGGGCACCGGAGAGGGCAUCAUCCGCCGGGGGAACAGCCUGUUUUCCUGGCUGCAGAGCAGGACUAUAAGACGGGGGGUGUUUGUGGACCCAGCCAGGGAGAACUUCAGGACAAUGACCAGUUUAUACUGCUCCAUGAACCCGGCUGCGGAGUCUGUGAACCUCAGCACGCAGACACACGGAGCCGUGUUCAACCUGGAGUACUCUCCGGACGGGUCGGUGCUGACUGUGGCCUGCGAGCAGACUGAGGUCCUGCUGUUUGAUCCCAUCUCAUCCAGACACAUCAAGACCCUGACGGAGGCCCACGAGGACUGCGUCAACAACAUAAGGUUUUUGGACAAUCGUUUGUUUGCCACCUGCUCCGACGACACCACUAUUGCAUUGUGGGAUCUCCGUAAGCUGAACUCAAAGGUUUGCUCGUUGCACGGCCACGCCAGCUGGGUGAAGAACAUCGAGUACGACACCAACACUCGUCUCCUCGUCACGUCUGGCUUUGACGGAAACGUUAUCACGUGGGACACUAACAGGUUUACAGAGGACGGCUGCCCGCACAAAAAGUUCUUCCACACCCGUUACCUGAUGAGGAUGCGUCUGACGCCCGACUGUUCCAAGAUGCUCAUCUCCACUUCCUCGGGGUAUCUGCUCAUCCUCCACGACCUGGACCUCACCCAGUCCCUCGAGGUGGGCAGCUACCGCAUGCUGCGAGCACGACGGACGCCCCUCAGCUCAGAUGGAGGCACGUCAGCGUCCAGGUCAGCUGGAACUCCUCGCCAGGGAAAUGACUCCAGCAAGAUCCACCCUCCUAGAGAAGGUCUUUCUCCCAGAAACAGCCUGGAGGUUUUGACUCCAGAGAUCCCCGGAGAGAGAGACCGAGGGAACUGCAUCACCUCCCUGCAGCUCCAUCCGAAAGGCUGGGCCACGCUCAUCCGAUGCUCCAGCAACAUGGACGACCAGGAGUGGACGUGUGUGUAUGAGUUCCAGGAGGGAGCGCCCACCCGCCCGCUGGUCUCCCCCCGCUGCUCCCUCCGCCUCACCCACUACAUCGAGGAGGCCAACGUUGGCCGGGGCUACAUCAAAGAGUUGUGUUUCAGCCCGGACGGACGACUCAUCUGCUCCCCGUAUGGCUACGGCGUCCGCCUGCUGGCCUUCGACGAGAGCUGCGGCGAGCUGAUCGACUGCAUGCCCGUCCAGACCAGCUGCCUCAGGGAGAUCCGCUCCAUCUACUCGCACAGCGACGUGGUGCUCACCACCAAGUUCUCCCCGACGCACUGCCAGCUGGCCUCGGGCUGCCUCAGCGGACGCGUCGCUCUUUACCAGCCCAAGUUUUAGCAAAGAACAAUGCGCUGCAGACCUGGCUGAAGUCGUGCUAAUCAGGGUUCCUGCACAGAUCUGGAAAUAUGUAGAAGAAGAACGCCCCGUACAACUACUUUUCUAUGAUUUUAAACUCCUAGCUUGCACAAAGACUAUAUCUACAUAGUAAUAUGGCCUUCUUUGGUAUAAAUUAUAUCAAAACCAUCAAAAGAAAUUAAAAUUUUCAAAAUCUGAAUCCUUAGAAACCCUGAAUAACAUUUCCUAGCAUUUGUUUUAAAGUGCUCGAGUGGACCAGAUGGGUGGGAUUUACUGCAUGCAGAUAUUUCAAACAGUCCUGCAGUUUAAAUGGAAUAUUGUGAUUCCUCUGGACAAACAAUCUGUAUGGAAAACUCCACCCAUCUGGUACCUAAAAGGGAUAAACCUUAAAAAAUAUAUUCCAAGUACAUCUAAACCCAGGUCUGCAGCUGUGAAACUGACUGAGUUUGUUUGGGUGGGAACUGUCAGCAGCUGAAAGGAAAAAAUAAAGAAGACGACUCCAGCCUUGACCAGGAGGCUGCAGGAGUGGAUUGAAAACUUUCAGCCUCUCUGACCCUGAACUUCAAGAAAAAAUAU
Sebastes umbrosus (honeycomb rockfish) is the source of this 2379-nucleotide messenger RNA. It is a transcript of the gene wdr32, whose product is annotated as WD repeat domain 32. The record is from RefSeq and is a predicted model, not a curated record. Gene Ontology annotation, cellular component: Cul4-RING E3 ubiquitin ligase complex. Gene Ontology annotation, molecular function: protein binding. The transcript is spliced from 7 exons. Bases 190 to 1785 code for a protein of 531 amino acids. NCBI's taxonomy places the organism in Eukaryota, Metazoa, Chordata, Actinopteri, Perciformes, Sebastidae.